Molecule: messenger RNA, 6140 nt
Organism: Lineus longissimus
Lineage: Eukaryota; Metazoa; Nemertea; Pilidiophora; Heteronemertea; Lineidae
Product: poly [ADP-ribose] polymerase tankyrase-2-like
Exons: 2
Coding region: 381-2543 (720 amino acids)
Molecular function (GO): protein binding
Source: RefSeq, a predicted model, not a curated record
UGCGUAUAAAAUACGGCAAGGAGAUAAUCACUCCCGCAACCAGCAUUCUAUUGUUGAUUAUACCGCCAGUUGCCAUGGUAGCCAAAGGAAGCCCUAUCCCUGGUUCGGGUGCGCAUGACUGUAGAUGGGCAGAGGGGAAGAAGAAUCUGUGCUAGGCCUGGCAGAUGUGUUCUCAAUCUCGUGGGAUUUACCAUAUGGUGAUUGAAACCAAGGAAGCGAGGAGUGGUUGGCGAUUCUGAAGAGAAUAUUGAUCGAUAUGGGCUCGGCUUGGUGAUCUAAGAUUCCUUUUGAAAGGGACGGCAAGGUGCCACCACAAAUACCGAAAUUAGUCAAGAUGGGAAAAGGGGGCAGUUUUUAUCAAGAGCACUCACGCCGUCAUCAUGGAUAGACUGUUGAAAAAUUCGGGGCGGCGAGUCACACCGCCUUCCAAGAAAGUUGGAGCAUCUAACAUUGAAUCGUUACAUAGCGGAUGCGUGGACGGGGACAAUGAGAAAAUCAAACGUCUCAUACAAGAAGGUGUUCCUGUUCACACAAAGGAAUACUACUCAAACUUUAGAGAGACUCCGUUGCAUACAGCCACACGGAAUAACCGGAAGAUAAUUGUGGACACAUUGCUUUCGCAUGGGGCAAGGAUAGAUGCUACUGACAGCAAGGGUGAUAGCCCGCUACACUUCGCCUGUAUCAACGCCAAUAUGGAACUUGUAGAAAUGCUGAUAGGUCAAGGAGCAAGUGUCAAUUUCACUAACAAUGCGCGCAUCAUGCCUAUACACGAGGCUUGCAAGUCUGGUGAUACGGCAAUAGUGAAGUUGCUCAUAGCGAACGGUGCCAUUGUGAAUGUCGUAUCGAAUCACAAUAUAACACCGCUGUACGUGGCUUAUGAACACCACAAAAAGGAGUUGUUAGAAAUGCUCAUGAAAGUUGGUGCCAGUGAUUUCCUUCUGCCCCAGCUUCAUCUGUUCUGUUUCUUGGGCAAGUGUGAGAAAGUGAGUCGGCUGUUGUCGGUGGGGACUGAGGUGAAUAGCAAGGACAAGAAUGGCAAUACAGCACUCCAUGUGUGUUGUCGGGAGGGGUUUCUAGAGAUUGCGGAAAAGUGCCUUCAGAUGGGGGCGAAUCCAAAUGCAAAGGAUAACCGCGGCAUGACCCCGCUCCACCAUGCCACAGCUGAAGGUCACACGGAGAUCGUGAAUCUGUUGACAAUGUUUAAUACUAAAGUGAACAUCGUGGACAGUUGCGGCAACACUGCGGUUCAUAUUGCCUGUCAGAAAGGACAUUGUGGUAUACUGAAGGUAUUGCUUCAGGCUGGAGUCAAAUGUAACAUUAAGAAUGGCGUGGGGAAGACCGCUCUUCAUGAUGCCUUCACCAGUGAGAUGACUGGCUUGCUAAUCGAGGCUGGGGCUGAAAUGAAUAUUCAAGACAACGACAGCUACACACCACUUCACAUUGCCUGCAUGCGGGGCGAUAUCGAGAGUGUCCAGGUUCUUUUAGAGAACGGAGCCAAGAUCGACCUCCAUUCCAAGCCCUGGCCAGGCUACAUGGACUCAAUCGUGAAUACGCACCAGGAAUUUAACCUUCAAAAUUUGCGGAAGACCUUGGGUUGCACUCCACUCUACUUGGCUUCGUUCUACGGUUUCAAAGACAUAGUCGAAGCGUUGCUUCAGUAUGGCGCGGGUGUUGACAUAAGGAACACCUAUAGCAAGCUGACAGCACUGCACAUCGCGGCAGUGACCGGCAACGUUGAGAUUCUCGAAUUACUCGUGAAACAUAACAUUGAUGUUGAUGCGGAGAGUCAAGAGGGGGAAACCGCGUUGAUAGCAGUCCUGAAGCGCUACAUGAACCCAAAACAGUAUCGGGAUCUGGACACGGAUAAGGUCUUCAAGAUUAGCCACAUCCUUGCCGAGGCCGGCUGCAAGGUUGGGAUACUACGAAACGCCGAAUUAUUCAACGCAUUGUACCAGAGGGAGGCAUGUCGCGGCGACUUCAGGGUGACGAAGCUGAUUCUAAAAGCUGGGUGUGGAAUGCAGCGCUACGUCCACCCUCAGAUCCUCCGGGAGCUCGUCAUCACUCACGACAUCGGUAUGAUCAGAUUAGUCGCGCUAUGUUGUUAUAAAUACGACGACGACGCCAUGGCCUUAGCGUGCGCGGAAACGGACAACGGGACGGAAUUGCUCCCGGAGUGUCAGAAAAUCUUCUUCCAGCAAGCGACUCUGCUGAACCGCUGCAGGGCUGUCAUUCGGCGCGAGUUGGCCGUCACCCGCUCUGAUGUCGCAAGUCAGCAUGGUGCCAUCCAAGCCUUCAGUAAAUUCAAAGACUUUGUGAAACGAAAGAUGUCUGUUGUGCAGCGCAGCCAAGACAACGGCUUGGCAAUGGCUGUGAAUCAGAUGAUGGAGUUGUCACAAGAGGACCCGAGGGCCGUUGCAAGCUUCCAAAUUGACAAUCUACCAUUACCUGAGCGCCUGCGUGAUUUUGUUGCCAUGAAGACGGAGACCUUACAGGAGAAAGAUCGUAAGAUGUCACCGUAUCCAGUGAGCCCUGUAUCGAAAUAACCACAGAGAGGCAAUGACUGUUUAUAUAAUAGUACUGCUGCUGAACCGGUCGGCAUGUGAUGUGAUGUGGUUUAUGAUGGCCUUGAGUAUUGUACAUUAUAGUGUAUGUCCGUUGGUUGCAAAACGGAAGAAUGUGAUAUCGAGAAAAGCUUUCUUGAGCUUUGAGUAGGUAGUCUAACUGAACAUUUUGAUAGUGAAACGUACUAAUAGGUAGAACUAGAAUGCGGCAGGGAUCAUCAAACUUAGUGCUGCGUUUUUGUGUGUGUAAAAAUGGUAGCCAGUAGCAAUUAUCGUGUUUCUGAGCUACUAAUUUGAGAACUAGGACCAGGAACCAUAUUUAUGAAUAUCGAAUCGACUCAGCCAUAUCAAGGGAACUGAGUUGCAAAUUAUCUGUAGAAACGUACACGGAUGCUUCGGUCCUUUUUGUUGGGAAAUGGUGAGAUAAGGGCUGUUAAAAUGGAUUAUCAGUAUACUGUCCGCGUGACUUUCAUUUGAUGUCGUUGUGCUGAGUAAGCAUACAUGUAGACCUUAUAGAUACACACAUUGAACAUGACAGAAGAGAAAAAGGAAGUAGGACCAACGGAAGAUUCAUUAGGUUUGAGUCCUCAAAGUUAUCGGGCAUGUCAGGCAUAUUCGUUGAGCAGAAUACACACUGCAAUCGUUAAAAGAAUCUUCUUCUGGUUUUUCUUGAAUUCCUUGCAUUGAGUUCAGGGUUUUGAGUUGCUGUUGAACAAGGAUAAGAUGAUGCAGAUCAUCACUUAUUGAGCUUAAAAUUCAAAACUACAUUAACUCAAGUAUUUCGAACGUACUGUUAACCUUAUCGAGUACGCCACUAUCUUGAGGGCGACAUGCAGCUUGGAUACGCGGAAUGAGGUGGAUCACGAGAACUUGGUCUGCAGGCACGUACGAUUGGCAUGUACCGGGCAAGAGUCCUCCAUGAGCUCUUGUUCCGAUAUACCAUUAUAGCGACCAUAUAGGGAUAGUUCUUGCCUCAAACGCCAUUACAGGAUUUCUGGCAUUAAGUAGCAAAGCCGAUAAUGUAAUUCCGUAACGCACGUCGCGCUGCUUUAACUUUAGAAUGAAAUCAGUAAGCCACGAUAGGGUUUGGGAGAAAUGUUACUUGGGUUGGCAAGAUAUCGCCCGUGUUUUAAAAGGACAUAAAGUGCGGUAUUUGGUUGCAUUUAUCAUGAAUAUGUUUGCGGAGUAAUGCCAUUUGUGUUGGUACGUUAGACAUCGCUCGACAAUCUUCUGUUAGCUUUUACAUGGUUUGGUGCGGGCUAAUGCUUGGAGCAUAUUAAAGAAGUAAAUGUCUGCCAGAUCUUGACGCAGAGAGGUCUUUAAAAUCCUACAUAAAUUUUGUGUUGCUGUCAGUGGCAUUGUAUCAUUAUACACAAUGCCGCAAAGCAAAUUGUUCGAUUUUUCAUCAGUGAAGACCUAUCUGCUCUAGGAUUUCGAAGACAUUUACCUCUGUGUGCUACAAGUUUUGCCAUCAAAUGAGUUUCAAACAUGUAUAUUCUCUGUGGAAUAUCUAAAAUUGUCUGUACUUCUAGUUGUGCUGAUACCAACUUCAAUAUGCUCAAAAUGCGAACUGACAUCUGUGGUUAUAUGCCACAACCAAAGCAUUACUAUACACGUAAAAAGAAAUUCAUUCAAUGUCAUGAGUUCCCGCGAGCGUGUCAAAUCAGUUGAUCAUACAUAAGUUGGGCCGAGUGAUUUCUGGUAACAAUAGACCUGCCUGAAUCUAUUGUGGCAGGUGCAAUUAACCCAGGCCCCCUAAAUUCGUUUCAGAAAGGAUUUGGACGAGUUUAUUGUGGCCCCUAACCGGAAUAUCAUUGACAUUCGAUUUGGCGUGUAAUACUAUUCGAGAAGUGUUUUUUUAAAGUUCUACCGCGGGCUAGUAGAAUUGGUGUUGUAUGCGAGUCUGAGGAAUGACUGCCCAGAAGAAAUUCCGUGUGUGAGUGAGGAAAUUGAAAAUUGGUUGCUCUCCUCUGCGAAGAAUAAUCGUCGCAGCCCGAACUAGAUACUACAUGAAGUCGUCAAGAUCUUGAAAAGUGGACUUUGCAAACAUGCUAAAGGAAGCCAAUUUUAUCACGAAAUCAAUGUAAGAGAUACCGGCAUUGGAAAGUGAACUUCUUGUUCCCAAAUUUCCAAUUUAGUUCAUUCAUGUAGGAUAUUCUCAACCUGUAUAGCAUCGAUCAGUAUGUACGAGUGAAUGUGACAAAUGAGGAUGGAGUGUGUAUGCAAGUAGCCACUGAUCAUUUGAAAAUUUGGUUUAAGGGUUGACCAUAUAGCACCACCAUUUUGGCUAGAACUUGAAAACCUUGAUGAAUGAAGAGGUGUAAAUACAUGUACAUGUAGGCUUAUAUACCUCUUAUCGGAAAUCCAUAUCAAUUAUGAUUUCAAAUGGGGAACUCAGAAGAAUUUCAGCCUUUAGAAGUACAUGUAGACAUCUCUUGUAAAUUCCCGUUACCCGGAGAAUGUGCCAAAACUUCAGUACGAUAUUUGUGUGUCCUAUUCCAUCUGUAAAUGUAUAACUAAUUGUAAAUUGAAAUGAACAAUCAUUUUAUUAGUGAAUAAAGGUGAUGGUGUAAAAUCCCAUUUAGUAUUGUAUAUACAUGUACAGUGUACACUGGAACGAUUCAAGGGGAAAGCGAACUCGGGAAAAACAAGGAGCGCUUCUCUGCGUUCUAUUCACCGGUGACAUCUGAUAUACUGCAGCCAGAGUCUUUCAAUAAUCUUCAUUGAAGGACUCUGCUACAGCAAAGUGUUUCUGGUAGAUCUAUAUUUUAAACAAGACUAUUGAUGGAUCUCUUGAAAUGUUCCAGUUCAUGCAUGUACACAGUGUAUGAUGCGUGUAGACAAUAUUCAUUCGCACCUCCAGUACUGGAGAGCGGCUUUCGCUGUGCCGCCACCUGUGGUGAAAUAAGGCUACUUUCAUCAUUCCCGAGUUUGUGAAUAGAGAAAUAUUACAGGAGCUAGCUUUCGCCCAUUUUACCUUUACUGUUUUCGAAGUAAACCGUUACCAGCCUUAGAGACUAUACCUCAGCUCUUCUGCUGAACAAAAUACUGAUGUUGCCAUAGGUUCGUGUUAAUUUUUCAUGUUCAAAAUGAAAAGGAAAUAUUUUCCUAAAAAACAAGCUUUUAGGAGAAGAUUUCUUGAUUUCUCGAUUGCUAAGGCCACAGUUUCCUUUCCUAGACCUCAGAAAUAGGUAACCUCAGUGGGGGCCGAAACUUCGCCAUUUGAAUUUGUGUGUAGAGGUCUUGUUAAAAUACUAGUAAACGCUUGGGCCGAGGGUUUCGAAUUAGGGGAUAUUCGUAUCAGUCCUGGUAAAAAUGGGUUCAUUUAUGUAUAACAUGAUGCGUGUCAUGGUUGGAAAUUCCAGACACAAGUAGUAUGUCAUACAGUGCUGUGAUUGUGGUGGAAAUGGGUAUCUAUUGUAUAAAUAAAUAUCUGAACGUAACACUGUUAAUUUGUUGCUGAUGACACUGCGUGUUGCUCAGAUGAAUAUGUUAGUGAUGUGAUGACAGUUCGUGUAUUGGCUGAGAGUAACACACGAGUUAUCAUGCUUGCUUUACACGAACGAGAUCGAGGUUGCU